AUGUUCGCCGGCAGUACGACGAGUGAGUCACUUGCGCUUAUGAGCCAAAAGGUGCUUAGCCGCGUUGUGGUGCAGGAGAGGGAGAACGUUCUUCUGCAGGGCGAUGUGCGAUUGCGUGAGGAGGAAGCGCAGCGGGCGGCGGAGGAGGAGCGCGCCGCUUUUGCAGAGUUGGAGGCCUCCGUGCAGGAGGUGGUGCGUUUGUGCCUGUCAUGCGCCACCUCGGUGCAGGACGAGGCGGUGAUGGACGCCGUGGUGCAGCAGCUGACGCAGCAGAUUGGCGAGGAGGAAGCGGCGGCGCAGUCCUUUGCGCUGGAGGUGCAGCACGAGAGGGUGGCACUUCUCGCCCGCCGCGCGGCUGUGGCCGAUGAGAAAACGGCCGAGGAAGACGACGCGUUUCGUCAGGAACACUGUGAGCGUGUUGUUGAUGAGGAAGAGGGACGGCGGGAGAGACUAGAAAUCAUGCGGGUGGAGCAGGAUCGUCUGGAUCUGGAGCGGCGGACAGAAUUGUCAACGUUGCGAUACGCCCGGGAACUUUUUCACGUGAACACGGAGUGA
Trypanosoma cruzi is the source of this 555-nucleotide messenger RNA. RefSeq lists its product as uncharacterized. Lineage: Eukaryota; Euglenozoa; Kinetoplastea; Trypanosomatida; Trypanosomatidae. The record is from RefSeq and is a predicted model, not a curated record. The transcript has a single exon. Bases 1 to 555 code for a protein of 184 amino acids.